AUGUGUUUAUAUAAAACACAAAGUUAUCAGUUCAAUGUAGAGCUUUUAAACCUCAGUGAAGGAACUGUACAAGAUGACCGAUGUUUCAGAACAUCAACCGUUACUGACAAAACAACAAGAGAUGAAGGUUCCCAGUAAGACCCUGCUAAUGGUUGUUUGGGCUGCAGGAAUUGGAGGAACUUUUCAGUACGGCUACAACGUCUCUAUCAUAAACGCUGCAACUAAGGCAAUGCAGCACUUUAUUAACCAGACGUGGAUGCAGCGUUACGACAGUCACAUCUCACCAGAGCUCCUCACACUGCUCUGGUCCUCCAUCGUCUCUGUGUUCACUAUUGGGGGAUUAGUGGGAGCUUCAGUUGGAGCUUCUCUAGCAGUUCACUUUGGAAGAAAAGGAACGUUGUUGAUCAACAACUCGUUCUCUCUGUUAGCAGCAGUGCUAAUGGGCUUGAGUUAUCUUACUGCUGUAUUCGAGCUGCUCAUCGCUGGUCGUUUCAUCUCCGGGAUAAACGCAGGUGUAGGGAUCUGUGUUCAGCCACUGUACCUGGGGGAAAUUGCCCCCCGUGCUCUGCGUGGCACCAUGGCGAUGGGAACAUCCAUUUUCAUCACAGGAGGAAUUCUAACAGGACAAGUGAUGGGACUGACUGAAAUAUUAGGUGGAGAACAGUACUGGCCUCUUCUCCUUGUCUCCCCGUGUCUUCCUGCUGUUCUUCAGCUCAUUUUCUUGCCCCAGUUUCCUGAAAGUCCUCGAUUCCUGCUGAUCGACCGAACUGAUGAAGUUUCUUGCACCACUGCUUUGAAGCAGAUCCAUGGUGGAGAACAUUUCCAGGUUGAGAUGGAGGACAUGCAGCGAGAACGAAUCAGUGCUGAAGGAAUCAAGCCCAAAAAACCCUGGCAGCUUUUUACUGAGUGCAGAAACCGCUGGCCUCUUUUUAUCAUCAUCAUAAUCAGCACAGCACAGCAGCUCAACGGCAUCAACGCUAUUUAUUUCUAUGCAGAAUAUAUCUUUAGUGAAGCUGGAAUUCCAUCUGAAAACAUUCCUUAUGUCACCGUGGGAACAGGAAUGUGUGAGUGUGUAACAGCGCUAACGUGUAGUUUACUGAUUGAACGAUUGGGACGUCGAGCUCUGAUUAUUGGAGGAUAUUCUCUCAUGUCUUUGUGGUGUGUCUGCUUUACUCUCACACUCAGCUUUCAGAAGUCCAGCUCCUUGGUGCCGUAUCUCAGCAUGCUCUGUGUCUUCGCCUUCAUCCUCAGCUUUGGCCUUGGACCAGGUGGUGUGACAAACAUUCUGAUUACAGAGCUUUUCACCCAGACCACUCGUCCUGCAGCAUACAUGAUCGCUGGCUCAGUCAACUGGCUCAGUUUCUUCUUCAUCAGCUUGGUGUUCCCCUUCAUAGUGAGUGGACUGCAACAGUUCUGUUUUCUCGUGUUUUUAGUGAUUUGUUGCCUCGUCACCACAUUCAUCUUCUUUUUUGUGCCAGAAACUAAAAACAAGACGUUUCUGGACAUCCAGUCUGAGUUACAUGAAAAGAAGACAAAUGUGUCUCAGGUGUCUAACAAAGUAGACCUCUCUCAGGUGUCCACAUCUCUGUGACAUGGACAUGGUUAUUGUCUCUGCAGCUUCACAGCAGCUUUUUAUUAUUUUGUGUUUUCCUCAGUAACUCUGCUCAGAUGUGUAUUAAUGAAGGUCUUCUCUGCUUCGUGUGAUUAUUGGAAUGUAACAAAGACCAUUUUUACUUUACUUACUUGUUGAUGACUGAAAUGACAUUAAAGCUCCACACACUUGUGCUUGUAAAUCAUCACAACUUUAUGGUUGGUUAUAUUUAGCAUCCUAAACAAGUGGCACCUGACAGGGAAAAGUGUCACUCAAUAAGUUACACUAGAAAAGUUAAAGUUAAAA
Messenger RNA from Tachysurus vachellii, 1897 nucleotides. It is a transcript of the gene slc2a11b, whose product is annotated as solute carrier family 2 member 11b. Gene Ontology annotation, molecular function: hexose transmembrane transporter activity. The record is from RefSeq and is a predicted model, not a curated record. Bases 74 to 1591 code for a protein of 505 amino acids. Gene Ontology annotation, biological process: monosaccharide transmembrane transport. Gene Ontology annotation, cellular component: membrane. The transcript has 12 exons. NCBI's taxonomy places the organism in Eukaryota, Metazoa, Chordata, Actinopteri, Siluriformes, Bagridae.